GGCUGGUGCAAUCACACCUUAGCACGCCCCGGGGCCGGGGCCAGCGCCGGCUGGGAAAAGGAUGGGUUUGCCCGGGACUCUUCCAGAGCACUAGCGCGGGCACCUCUGUCGCGGCAGGGGGCUGCAGCGCUAUUCGGAUGCAAUGGUGGUUCCUAUUUCUAAUUCUGCUCCUGUGGUGGCAUUGCAACGCUGCAAGAUCAGCUGUAUCCAUUGCAGCUAAGUUUGCGGGAUCUGGACAUGAGAGGAUCGAGCGUGUACGUGUAACUGUGCCAGCCCUUCGGCAUUUCGACCGCACCUCCUGCUCGCUUGCAUCUGGCUAGCGCCCGGUUCCGACUACAAAACACACCGAUCCGCAGCACUUGUAUCCUUCAUCUGGUUUUGGGAGCUACCCGAAGGACCAUGCAUCGGUUUGUCUUGGUUGCCAGGCAAGCUGCGGCACGGCUGUGCGGCCGCGGGCCGGGGGGCUGCCGGGGCGGAAGGACGGACAUGGCUCUGCGCUGCGCCGCUUCGCUGGCGGCCGGGCGGCAGCCGCGGGGUCCCCGGCGGGAGGGGACGGUGCGCUGGAGCAGCGCUGCCAAGGCCUCCGCCGUGAAGAUCAACGAGAAGGCGAGCAGGGAGAAGAUCCUGACGCUGGAGUCCAUGAACCCGCAAGUGAAGGCGGUGGAAUACGCGGUGCGCGGCCCCAUCGUUCUGAAAGCCGGGGAGAUCGAGAAGGAGCUGCGGAAGGGAAUCAAAAAACCCUUUACUGAAGUGAUUAAAGCCAACAUUGGAGAUGCACAUGCAAUGGGACAGAGACCAAUCACCUUCCUCCGUCAGGUGGUGGCCCUGUGCACAUACCCAAACCUGCUGGACAGCCCCAGCUUUCCUGAGGACGCCAAAAAGCGCGCCAGGCGGAUCUUGCAGGGCUGUGGAGGAAACAGCUUAGGAUCCUACACUGCCAGUCAAGGUAUAAAUUGCAUCCGUGAGGAUGUGGCUUCAUAUAUUGAGAGAAGAGAUGGAGGAGUUCCUGCAGACCCAGAUAACAUUUACCUCACCACCGGGGCAAGCGAUGGCAUUUCUGCAAUUUUAAAGAUCCUGAUCUCAGGAUGGGGCAAAUCCCGAACAGGAGUGAUGAUUCCUAUUCCCCAGUAUCCCUUGUACUCAGCAGCCAUCUCUGAACUGGAUGCUAUCCAGGUGAAUUACUACUUGGAUGAAGAAAAUUGCUGGGCUCUAAAUGUGAACGAACUUCGCCGUGCCUUGAAUGAAGCUAAGGCAUAUUGCAACCCAAAGGUCCUCUGCAUCAUCAACCCUGGAAAUCCCACAGGACAGGUGCAAAACAGAAAGUGCAUUGAAGAUGUGAUACACUUUGCAUGGGAAGAAAAACUUUUUCUUCUGGCUGAUGAGGUUUACCAGGACAAUGUGUACUCUGAAGGAUGCCAGUUUCAUUCCUUCAAAAAGAUUCUGUAUGAGAUGGGACCCGAGUACUAUAACAAUGUUGAGCUGGCCUCUUUUCACUCCACCUCUAAGGGAUACAUGGGCGAAUGUGGCUACAGAGGAGGUUACAUGGAGGUCAUAAACUUGCACCCAGAAAUCAAAGGACAGCUCGUUAAGCUGCUUUCUGUUCGCCUUUGCCCUCCAGUCUCAGGACAAGCAGCCAUGGAUAUUGUGGUGAAUCCUCCAGUACCUGGAGAAGAAUCUUAUGCACAGUUCAUAAAGGAGAAGGAAUCUGUUUUGAACAAUCUUGCCAAAAAAGCCAAACUAACAGAAGACAUGUUUAACAAGAUCCCAGGAGUUCACUGCAACCCCCUUCAAGGAGCCAUGUACGCUUUCCCUCGGAUCUUUAUUCCUUCCAAAGCCAUUGAGGAAGCAAAGGCUCACAAAAUGGCACCUGAUAUGUUCUAUUGCAUGAAACUUCUGGAAGAGACUGGAAUAUGUGUUGUACCUGGAAGUGGAUUUGGCCAGAGAGAAGGAACCUACCAUUUCAGAAUGACCAUUCUUCCUCCAGUAGAGAAGCUGAAGAUCCUACUGGAGAAAGUGAAAGACUUCCACAUAAAGUUUCUUGAAAAAUAUGCAUGAAACUACUGUGGCUUUUCCCCCCUCAUCCCCUCCCCUUCAAGGCAAAUGCAGACAAUGAACAAUGAUGUGCUGAGAAUGUGCUGUUUAUCUAAUUCAACUAAAUUCAAAGUAGAUAGAACCAGACUCAGAUACUGCUAAAACUUAUUGGACUAUUAAAGUUAUGUCUGGGCUAGAAGACAUUGUUACACCAAGUUUUUUUUUUAAGGGGAAGGGGAAGAAUGUGAAGAAAACAGUGAGAAGAAAGAGUCAGUAAAUGUUUUUGUGCCUUGAUUGAAAGUUACAUUUGUGAACUUUUGACUCAAUAGGUUGGGAAGGGAAUUGCUCCUUAAAAUUACUACUGUCAUGUGGGUUGUUUUACAAAACAGAAAUGCCAAGUUCAAUUGUUUAGAUAGGAAUUUAUUUCCCAUCUUAAAAUUCUACUAAACAAAAAUCAAAACUCCUGCAUUAUAGUUAUUGCUUGGUUUAGCUUUUGUUGUUUUUGUUGUUAAGUGUUCUCCAAACCUGAUCAAGCAUGCAGGGACAGUGUGCUUAUUUAAAAAAAUCUUCAGCAGAUGUGUGCAGAUGCCUUUGAAAUUCUGCUGAAAAGAAAUCCUGCCAUCCCAGCACAGCUGGAAUGGAAUAUACAGUUUUGAUCAGAGGAGUGAACGUGGUGUCUGCUUGAACAGUAUUUUUAUGAAACUGAAACAUAAUAAGGAAUACAGUCUUCUUCUUCCUGUGCUAUUCAACACAUGAUUCCAGCAUAAGAGCACUGAACACUUCCUGCCAUAGCAAUUCCAGGAGUCUCCUGUUAGCCCACAUCUUUUAUACACAUGGAACAGAGUAAGUCAGUGUCUCAAAGCAGAUGUGAGUACAGCGUGUCCUUUCAAGCAGGGUAAAACACGGCCCUUUCAGAACCACUCUGUCUGUGGGGAGCAUUUGUUUGGAGCCAUCCCACAGCCCCUGGAGCUGGCCAAAAUCCAGCUGGAACUUGCACAGACUGACACGUUGUUACCAGGAGAAAUGCUGGGCUGAUUUCUAAUGAAGAGGAAGGGAUUUAAAGGAAAAAGUCUUACACCAAGCAUAAAGAAAAUGAAAGUACAGCUGACACUUAAAUCUUCCACAGUCCUACUGCUGUCUGAACGAUCCUGAGUGCUUCUCAAAGCCCAGCUGAACAAGGUGGCAAUCUGGGAGUACAGCUGAGUGACUCCACUAAUCUCUGCCAGCUUCCCUGCAAAACAAAGGACAGCCUCUGUUUCUCUAGAGCUGGAAGCUGGACACCUUCUGCUAGCUCUGAUAAAGGGCUAAAGGAACAGAGCUUUCACUAUUCAGAUGUGAAAGCAUUAGCAUUUGUCAGGCUUAGGCUCAGCUGUUACAGAGCUUAUUCAUCAAGAAUAUCACAUUCAAUGCAGUCAUUUAUUUUAAGUUAUUAUUUAGAAGUAAACUCAUUGUAAUGUCUACUGGCACUUUGUGAGGCUGCUGUUGUAGCUGGUCCAACAGCCUGUGCUGAUCCAGCUUACUAAAGCCAAGGGCUAGAGCAACCCCAUCCAGAUAAAGCUGUGCCAGUUUCUCACGUGAGGAGGAUGGGAUGCUGCCAGGAGCUGUCCUUGCCACAGCAGCCCCUGUCUGUGACCCAGCAUUAGCAGGGCCUGAGCUUCCCACAGCUCCUUGCUGAGGCCUGUGAGAAGAAUUUAUUCCUCUCAAGGGCUCACAGGUUAUAGAUGGAAAUGGCGUGGCUGCUACACAAAGCUGCUGUGGAGGAUUGGAGAAAAAAUGAUGUUUUCCUUCUCAGAGCAGUGCACUUCUGGGAGGAGAGCACACUGAGAGCACUUGGGCUGCUACAUCCAUUGACAAACACAACCUGCCAGCACCCAGCACUUGGCAUCUUAAUAUGCACUAAUAAAUAAAACAAACCCAGAGAGCAAAACCGUGGGAGGAGGUCACAAUAAUGAUGUGAAAAUAAGACAAACAGCACUUUCCUGCUCUAGGAAUGUGUCCAAAUCAGAUCUGGCUUUGGACUCUUAAUGCAGUGUAGAUUGAAACUAAGAUCUAACAAUGGGAGUUAGAAUAUUUUUUAUAUUUUUGUAACUACAGCUUUUUCAUGGGGUAGUAUUUGUAAUCUAAUAAGUCAAUAGAUUUUAUAUUUGCCUUGCAUUUGCACCUGAUACUUCUGGAAAAAAAUGUAAAGGUUUACAAGUUUAUAAUGAUAAUUUACAGGUGUGAAAGGCUUUUUGUUUUAAGUCAGGACAGUAAUUCUUACACUUUUGAAUCAAAAUAUAAUGGCAUAAACUGAGUUUUUUCUAAACAUUCUAUUAUGGUGCCUUUUCUGUUUCUGACAUUAUAAGGGAUAACAAUUUAUUCUUGAUGCAUCUCAUAUGGAAGGGUGGUGAUUUCUAUUGUCCAUCCACAAUAUUUGUAUGUAUUGUGAUAAGGUUAAUGUGCAUUUUUGUGGAACAAUCCUGUAAACCUAAGACAAAAAGGCUUGUUUGCCAUGUCUUUGAAAUAUUUCAAUAAUAACAGACAAUUCUUCCUUUCAAAUGCAUGCUUCUAGGUUUGAUCUUCCUCCAGGUGCUCCUUCUAACAGUACUUCAGAUGUAUGAGACUUCCAGAUAAUAAAGCACAUGUUAAAAAAAUGGUAAUACUUCUCCAUUUUCUGUCA
Messenger RNA from Zonotrichia leucophrys gambelii, 4690 nucleotides. RefSeq names its product glutamic--pyruvic transaminase 2 (gene GPT2). Gene Ontology annotation, biological process: biosynthetic process. The record is from RefSeq and is a predicted model, not a curated record. The coding region runs from base 400 to 2055 and encodes 551 amino acids. Lineage: Eukaryota; Metazoa; Chordata; Aves; Passeriformes; Passerellidae. Gene Ontology annotation, molecular function: L-alanine:2-oxoglutarate transaminase activity; pyridoxal phosphate binding. The transcript has 11 exons.